UUCUGUGCAUUACCACCAGAUGGACCAUAUCCAUUAUUUUUAUUCGAAGAAUAUCCUAAAUUUAUUAUUGAAAAUAAAGAAAAAAUGACUGAGUUGAUUAAUUUAAGAGAAGAAGAAAUAACUUUACGUAAAAAACGACAAGAAGUGUUGGAGAAUAUUGAGAAAAAAAGAUUAGAAGAUGAAAAGGACAAUUUUAUCAAAGAAGUUCAAAACCAGAGACUUCGAGAAUUACAACGAUGUUAUAAUGAGCAGCUUCGAGUAUCUGAAGCCUCAGUUGCUAGUGAACGUCAAAAACUCUAUCGACAAUUGCCACUGAGCGAAAGUAUAAAUCUCACAGAAAUUAAUUCUGCGAGUGAUGAAUUUAAUUCACGAUCAAGAGUUAACUCUUACAAUAAACUACGAAAUGAUGUGGAGGCACUUGAAGAAGAAGUUGGAGAAUUUUUAAAAACUAUUAAGUGUAAAAGAUAGAGACAUUAUAUAAUAUUUUAUUUAAUCUAAAGAGAAACAUUCUGUGCAUUACCACCAGAUGGACCAUAUCCAUUAUUUUUAUUCGAAGAAUAUCCUAAAUUUAUUAUUGAAAAUAAAGAAAAAAUGACUGAGUUGAUUAAUUUAAGAGAAGAAGAAAUAACUUUACGUAAAAAACGACAAGAAGUGUUGGAGAAUAUUGAGAAAAAAAGAUUAGAAGAUGAAAAGGACAAUUUUAUCAAAGAAGUUCAAAACCAGAGACUUCGAGAAUUACAACGAUGUUAUAAUGAGCAGCUUCGAGUAUCUGAAGCCUCAGUUGCUAGUGAACGUCAAAAACUCUAUCGACAAUUGCCACUGAGCGAAAGUAUAAAUCUCACAGAAAUUAAUUCUGCGAGUGAUGAAUUUAAUUCACGAUCAAGAGUUAACUCUUACAAUAAACUACGAAAUGAUGUGGAGGCACUUGAAGAAGAAGUUGGAGAAUUUUUAAAAACUAUUAAGUGUAAAAGAUAGAGACAUUAUAUAAUAUUUUAUUUAAUCUAACGGUAAAUAAAUUAAAUAUGUUUUUUUGUUUUUAAUCAAACAGUUAAUCAUGUAAAUUAUUUUUU
This is a messenger RNA of Microplitis demolitor, 1070 nucleotides long. RefSeq lists its product as uncharacterized. The record is from RefSeq and is a predicted model, not a curated record. The transcript has 4 exons. Bases 592 to 975 code for a protein of 127 amino acids. NCBI's taxonomy places the organism in Eukaryota, Metazoa, Arthropoda, Insecta, Hymenoptera, Braconidae.